AUGUCGGCGGAUCACACUAGAGACCCCUGUCCUGUGGUUAUUCUAAGUGAUUUCGGUGGUGCUUUUGCCAUGGGUGUCAUUGGUGGGUGCGUAUGGCACGGUAUUAAGGGUUUCAGGAACUCACCCAUGGGUGAACGGCAUUUGGGCGCGGUCAGCGCCAUCAAAGCCAGAGCCCCCGUGGUAGGAGGUAACUUCGGUGUGUGGGGUGGUCUAUUUUCCACUUUCGACUGCGCUGUGAAAGCCGUGCGUAAGAGAGAAGAUCCCUGGAACGCCAUCAUAGCCGGUCUUUUCACAGGUGGCUCUCUGGCUGUCAGAGGUGGCUGGAGACACACCAGAAACAGUGCCAUCAUGUGUGGCUGUCUCUUGGGUGUUAUGGAAGGUGUGGGCUUGAUGUUCCAAAGAUACGCCGCUUGGCAGGCCAAACCAAUGGCUCCACCCUUGCCAGAGCCUCAGCCAGCGCAGCCCCUACGCGCAUAA
Messenger RNA from Lachancea meyersii CBS 8951, 477 nucleotides. The record is from the annotation of a GenBank genome assembly. Lineage: Eukaryota; Fungi; Ascomycota; Saccharomycetes; Saccharomycetales; Saccharomycetaceae.